Molecule: messenger RNA, 686 nt
Organism: Uloborus diversus
Lineage: Eukaryota; Metazoa; Arthropoda; Arachnida; Araneae; Uloboridae
Product: adult-specific rigid cuticular protein 15.7-like
Exons: 4
Coding region: 23-610 (195 amino acids)
Cellular component (GO): extracellular matrix
Source: RefSeq, a predicted model, not a curated record
AGUGAGAAAUAACUUUCCGAAAAUGAUUGCUAAGGUCGCCAUUGUUUUCACCAUUUUGGCAGCAGCCAAUGCAAGCGCCAUCUUGCAUGGACAUUCUGCAUUGAUCAGUACCAGUGUCAGCGCUAGUGCAAGAUCUCAAGAUGCUCACGGUAACUACGCUUUCGGCUAUGACAUCAAGGACGGAAAAGGUGCCACCAAUUCCCGAUCCGAGGUAGGAGACGGACAUGGCAACGUGAAGGGCUCCUACACCUUGGCCGACAUUGACGGACGGGCCAGGAAGGUCGAAUACGCCGCCGACGGACACGGAUUCAGAGCCGUCGUCAAGACCAACGAGCCCGGAACCGCCCACAGCGCCCCUGCUGCCGCCCUCAUCGCCAGCCCCUACGCCGGGGCCGUCGCCCCUGUCGUCAACCACGUAGCCCCUGCAGCCGCCGUCGUAGGACAUGCAGCCCCAUUGACUCAUGGUCUUGCAGGACACGGUCUUUUGGGUGCCCCAUUGGCCCAUAGCGCUUAUGGUCUUUCAGGACUAGGAUAUGGAGUUUUGGGACAUGGAUUGGUUGAACAAGGAGUUAUCGCUCACGGAGGUCUUCAGUAUGGUCUUAUGCAUUAAAUAUACUAAUUGAAUAGAUUUUACUCAAAAAUAGCGCUGUGAUAUCAAAACUACUCAGCAAUAGACGAUAUCUGCA